Molecule: messenger RNA, 174 nt
Organism: Ostertagia ostertagi
Lineage: Eukaryota; Metazoa; Nematoda; Chromadorea; Rhabditida; Trichostrongylidae
Source: the annotation of a GenBank genome assembly
AUGGUGAACCCAAAGUAUAACAAGAAGAAAUGGAGAGAACGCGAGCAGACUAUCAGUUUGAGAGACAUGCACGCCGACUAUCGUACUAUUGCAAGAGAAGAAGCAAGAUCAGCUAGAAUUGGACUGAUAGAGGACUUGCACGAAGCUACGAAGGGCAAGAGUGAGGCUCUGUAG